Molecule: messenger RNA, 1737 nt
Organism: Perkinsus marinus ATCC 50983
Lineage: Eukaryota; Perkinsozoa; Perkinsida; Perkinsidae
Product: merozoite surface protein, putative
Exons: 15
Coding region: 1-1644 (547 amino acids)
Source: RefSeq, a predicted model, not a curated record
AUGUCGUCGCUUCUGCGUAGCUGCCCACGUGGGGUCCCACGUCACGUGCAGAGGAUCGGCUACAUCUCCACCAGCGAGACCCUGAACCAAAAAAUCCUUCGUUGGCUUGAUGUUACGGGAAUGCUCACAAGGUGGCACUCACGUCGCGAGUUCAUCCUUGAUAUGGAUCCCUAUUUCCGUAAGAAUUCUGGUAUGUGGACUGAGUGGGAGAGAAAGACUUUGCUCUUCCUCUUCUACUGCUGCACCCUCGCCACGCCUUAUUCGGCCUACCUGGAUCUGCAAGAGUUGAAGCACCAGGGCACUAAGCCGCCGAGGCCAGUGUCAUUGGAGUCGCGCUUCAUGAAUCAGAGACGCUACGACUUCACUUGGAUGCAUCCCCAGGAUAAAUUCUGCUCCGAAUGCCGCCCUGUUGAACUGGAGUGUAAGAAGAUGUGCUUCGAUCGCUACAGAUCGAUGGACUACCGCAUGUACGGCUUCCAGAGGCCUCGUAUCCAGACCUACUACUCCUUUUCUACUUGCCCCCUGAGGGAUAUGUUCUCGUUUCUAUCCAAGCUGACAACUGACUCGCCGAAGAAAGAGGCGGCUGAGGAAUCCACCGUCGCAGUCGCCGAAGAGGUAACCGAUACAGGAGUGGAGGUUACUAGUGUUACGGUUACUAAAGUUGAGGAAGAGCCCAAGGGAACGUCUGAGACCAAUGCAGCAACUGGCAGUGAUGAGGCCGCAGUGGCUAAGAAGGAGGAUGCUGCGCGGUCCACUAGUGAAGGGAAAGAUGAGGAGAAGAAGUCUGCUGAAAGUGGAGUCCCUGAGGUGUCCCAACCUAAGGUCACUUCAACAAUUACAACUGAGAUGGGAACUCCUGAAGCGACAAAGACUAGUACUACGCCGACUGAGGUUGAGAAGGAAGAGGCGAGUGCUUCGAAAGGAAGUGUGACCGAGAAGUCACCUAAGGAGACACCCAAGAGUACCAGUGGGAAUAAGAAGAACAAGGGGAAGAAGAGCGUUGAGAACAGCCCGAGUAAGAACGGCGAAGAUCUGGAGAAGGAGAAUGAGGAGCUGAAGAAGAGGAUAUCUGAUCUCACGAAGAGGUAUGAAGAGCAACACUCGGAGUUUGCCCAGAAGAGGUCGGAGCAGAAGCAACUCGUCAGUGUUAUCACACAGCUUUACCAGUUGACUAUGGGUAUUGAUUCUAACACGCCUACGACCGAUUCUCCCAAGCAGCGUAACAGUUCCUCCCCGAAAACUCAGUCGAGCUCCACUGAUAAGAAGGGUCGCAAGACCCAACGGAGCCCUGGAAGUGCUGGUCCUAGCUCCUCGGUCCUCACUAAGGGCGACAAGGCAGCUGUAUCACCUUCCUCUAAUGCUACCGAUAAGAAGUCUGCGGCGUCAACAUAUCGUCGCUCUCAGGAGCAAAGUCUGCAACAACUGAUUGCCGAGGCUAAGGCUCGUCAAGCACAGUUGAAGAACAAGAGGAAGAGUGAAAGCAGUGUUGUCGCGUCUGGCCCCAACCCUGAGUCCGUCCGCGAGCAGCUUCGAGUGGCUACUACUAAGAAGGAAGUUGAGGAUGCUAUCAACGAUGCGAAGAAGCUGAAUAUGACCUACGAAUUGUCCCUCGGUGAGAAAAAGCUCAACGCCUUGACAGCAUGAAUAGUUUCACCUCAACAUCGAGAGCUACAUUAAUGACCAUUGCUAGGGCAGGCAUCUUUCUACUGUGAGACUGAGCGGUGCUGUCGGCACCCG